Varanus komodoensis (Komodo dragon) is the source of this 789-nucleotide messenger RNA. It is a transcript of the gene PRR18, whose product is annotated as proline rich 18. The record is from RefSeq and is a predicted model, not a curated record. NCBI's taxonomy places the organism in Eukaryota, Metazoa, Chordata, Lepidosauria, Squamata, Varanidae. Bases 1 to 789 code for a protein of 262 amino acids. The transcript has a single exon.
AUGUCCCUGCCUCCCAUCGCGCCGCCACCACCUGCUGCUGCUUCCCGACUACAGCCUCGGAAGCAGCAGCAGCAGCCGUCGCCGCCGGCCGCAGCUCCCCGGAAAGCGGCGGCGGCACCCUUAGCGCCAACCAAGCCGCCUCGGAAAGGUCGCGGGGCGCCCACGGAGCGUGCCGGCGCCUUCUCUAGCUCCUGGCCCAGCGCCUCUCUCCAGAAGCAGCUGCCGCGCAGUAGAGCCGCCCAUGGCAGCAGGAACCCAGCGGCGCCCCUGACUGCCACCGCGGCCGCCACGAUCGGCUUGGGGUCCCCCCAGUCCUUCGCCCGGGGCCGCUCGGUCUUGGGGCCGCCGGGCUCGGGCACGCGCUCCUGCGAGAGCCUCUGCGCAGCGCAAGGAGGGCGCGGGGAGGCCGCCGCGCUGCGCUUCUCGCUCAGCCUUCCCCCGGAGGCAAUCCGGGUGCUGCAGCGCCGGAGCCUGGAGAAGCAGCAUCAGCAGCGGCAACGAGGGCGGACGCCCCGCUCGGGCGACCACGACGCCGUGAAGCGCCCCCUGGUGGGAGGCUCGGCGGCCGGGGGGGACUUGCGCACCCUGCUGCAGGUGUCGCUGCUCAACGAGCGCCACCGCUACGACGACGUGGAGUACGAGGAGGACGACGAGGCGGCGGGCGGCCCCUCCACGGCGGAUGAAGGGCUGGUGCGCAAGUGCACCGAGUGGCUGCGAGGUGUGGAGAGUGCCGCCGCUCGCGACCGGGCCGACAAGCUGGGCGCCCUGCCUCACCUGAGCACCCUCUGA